This is a messenger RNA of Strigops habroptila (Kakapo), 2213 nucleotides long. RefSeq names its product late histone H2B.L4. The transcript is spliced from 2 exons. Bases 1670 to 2026 code for a protein of 118 amino acids. NCBI's taxonomy places the organism in Eukaryota, Metazoa, Chordata, Aves, Psittaciformes, Psittacidae. Gene Ontology annotation, molecular function: protein heterodimerization activity; structural constituent of chromatin; DNA binding. The record is from RefSeq and is a predicted model, not a curated record. Gene Ontology annotation, cellular component: nucleosome.
ACCAUACUGCUCAGUGGAUGAGCCUCUGCCUUUGCUAUGCAAUGGCUCCUUGUGCUUAAUGCUGAGUGACCAGCCACUGCUCCUUGUCCACCAAAGGGCUUUCUUCUAACUAAAGAUUUUGUCAAAAAAACAAGCUGUGUGCAUUUUGGUGGUGUCAAACGCAGCGGUAGCUGUGGAGAGGUACAAGAGCUAACAGCUCCUUUAGCAUAAAAGAGCCUUUGUGUGCUAUGACCAGUAGAAAAGGUGAAACAGCUCCAGUGGCAGUGAACAAUCUCCACAAUACAAAGAUCUCAGCUAUUUACAGCUCUGAAAUUGGUGUGUGAAAUGUACAUCAGAGGGAGAAGCCCUGUACUGGUCCUUGUCAAUGCAUGGCCUCUUAGAAAAUGCAAGUAGUGAUUUUGCCUGCUCCUUGCUCUCACUGAGUCACUGCUGUUCCCGGAAGGAUCCUACUACCUCAUAUCUUCAAUGCCCAAACCCAUUCUCUGUCAUGAAUGCACUGAUGUGACCAUUCCAGCGUGUCCCACCUGGUCACUAAUUUUUCAGUUCUUACGUACAAGAAGCCCUUCUGCGAUACUUAGACCCUGCUUGUCACUGUGAUGUUCAUUUGCACCAAGGGUAGGUGACCAGGUGCCUUCCCAUGAGAACAGGCCUAGAAUAAGACUGAAUUCAGUGAAACACUAUUGUCUCCACAAGCACUGGCACAGUGACUGAUAAGUCUCCCAAACUCAGUCCCUGGAAGAUGUGAUUUGCUAAGAACAUGCCAGUACAAUGUAUGCCCUGAGCAGGGGACAGUGUGGAUGGCAGCACAGAGAUACCAGUGUCCCCUCCCUCAAAGGUACAUUUUGUAUCUCAAAGGUAUCUGAGGUAAUACCUCAAAGGUAUUACCCUUUUAUGAAACACCUGAUGUGAUGCCUGCCCAGAGAAAGGCUUCCUUUUCUAUCUGAAGGACAGGAAACUUUCUAUUUUGUUCACUUCUCUACUGUGUUUGCUGCACAUGGUUUUUUUUCCUGGCUUAAUUCCUGCAUCAUAAUUACCAACACUGGUGCGAUCACUGAUUUCCAAGAUCAAAUACAUAUUCAGGAUGUUCACCCUCCCACUGUCUGCCUUCCAUCCUUCGAGGCCCUGUUAUAUGUAGCAGGCAGGAAUCCCAGGAGCAGGCUAGCUGAGAUACUGGGAGGAAUACUGGCUAUUGGGGUGUUCAUAGUUCAGUCACUAGACUGAUAAUCCCUCCAAUUACUGAGUCUCCACUGGUCAUAUUAUCUGUUACAUAGCACAGAAGAGGUUCCACCCAUUUGAUUCUGGAAGCAGUACUCCAGUUUACACCCCCUACCAAAGCAGGAAGGCUCCUUUCACCAAAACGUUGGAAUAGCUUUCCUCUGGCACUUCUGCCUCAUGUGAACGAGAUGCUAUCGCUCUUGCCCACCUCUUUGCCCAUGUUACCCUCAGGCUUUUUCUCAGGUCUGAAAGUUUGAGUAAGUUGCUUCCAAGAUUCUCUCACACUAGCUGCCCUUCAUUUAGUGCAAACUGGAAUCAUCAGUCACAGGUGUGUGUUUGUUCUGCUCCUUGGGAGUGCACUUGAGGCAGGUGAGGUACUGCUGCCUUUAGUAUAUAACCAGCCCCGUGGCACCUACUGGUUGCUCUGUUAGAGCUUGCUCUGUUAGAGGCUGAGAUGAAUGCAGAAGGUGAGAAGAAGCGUGGUCAUGUUUCUGCCUCUGGGGACAGGAAGUCCAAGAAGAAGCCUAAGAGGAAGGAAACCUAUUCAGCCUAUAUCUACAAAGUACUGAAGCAGGUGCACCCAGACACUGGCAUCUCCUCUAAGGCCAUGAGCAUCAUGAACUCCUUCGUCAACGAUCUCUUCGAGCGUCUGGCCUCGGAGGCCUCACGCCUGGCCCAGUACAACCACCGCUCCACCAUCACCAGCCGGGAGGUGCAGACGGCUGUGCGGCUCCUGCUGCCUGGCGAGCUGGCCAAGCAUGCUGUCUCCGAGGGCACCAAGGCUGUCACCAAGUACACCAGCAGCAAGUGACUGGCCAAGCCCCAAUAAAGUCCCACUGCAUGAUCAUGUCCUGCCUGUCAUGGUGCUGCUGGGAAGGGAGGAAGGGGGAGGAGAAGGGGGUGGGUGUUCACCAUCACCAUGGAUGGGGCUGGCAGAUGCUAGUGGGGGCCCAAGGAGCUGGGCCAGAGCUUUCAGUGGGGUGGGAGGUUGGAAGGGA